AUGCGAGCCGGUCGUGGCGAGCAUAAUUUGCUCCUGAUUCCUGGACCGCUUGGAAGUGCGAUUACCGAUUAUUCCUUGUUUUUGGAAAAUCUGAAUCAAUCCCAUUUCACGGCUAUCGCAUGGGACCCACCGGGGCAAGGAUCCAGUGGAGGAACGGAAGCACGAAGCUGGAAGAUACCAGGACGCUUGGAAAAAGAUGCCACGAUUGGUCUUCGUUUAAUGCGUCAACUGAACCUGAUUCCAUUCUCCAUUCUGGGCUGGGCUGAAGGUGGCCUUACCGCACUGCUGAUUUUCUCUACUUGCAUACCCGACGAGGUCCGCAAACUUCUGAUAUGGGCCAACGAAGGAGCGAUCCCGUGUCCAGUUCCUCUGUCCGUUCGUGUUACUGGUUACGAUGCUCUGGAACCGUACCGUAGGAUAUCCGAUUGGCCAAUCGCAGCCCGUGCACCUCUGGAGGCAGUUUACGGCUCAAAUCAAUUGAAAAGCCAAUGGUCAGACUAUCUUGAGGCGAAAAGAAGUGGCCUCAUUUACAAGAAUAUCAACGGGACAAAUAUUGGACUGAGACUGGACGUUCAACUGGAUCGGCAAUCGGACAAUAUCAGACUGUUAUUUAUGCGAACUCCUGGUCGGGAGAACACGGAAGAUUGGCUCACUUACACUUUGGUCAAACUGGGACAGACAAAAGUUCUUAACUGGAUGGAUCGAGAAGAAAACAAACUGGAAGAGAAAGACAAUUGUUGGGGACCACACAGAUCAAACUCGAGAGAAUUUCAAACGUUUGUCGAGGGUUUUCUGAGUUUUGGCGAAGAAACUGUGUCGGAUAUGCGAGUGAAACGCUGA
This is a messenger RNA of Echinostoma caproni, 840 nucleotides long. The record is from the annotation of a GenBank genome assembly. Lineage: Eukaryota; Metazoa; Platyhelminthes; Trematoda; Plagiorchiida; Echinostomatidae.